Messenger RNA from Phalaenopsis equestris, 487 nucleotides. RefSeq names its product histone H4. The coding region runs from base 49 to 360 and encodes 103 amino acids. The record is from RefSeq and is a predicted model, not a curated record. The transcript has a single exon. NCBI's taxonomy places the organism in Eukaryota, Viridiplantae, Streptophyta, Magnoliopsida, Asparagales, Orchidaceae. Gene Ontology annotation, molecular function: DNA binding; protein heterodimerization activity; structural constituent of chromatin. Gene Ontology annotation, biological process: nucleosome assembly. Gene Ontology annotation, cellular component: nucleosome.
AUACACUCGUAAAUCUCUGCGCAAUCCCUUCUCCGCGACAAAAGAAACAUGUCUGGACGGGGUAAGGGCGGCAAGGGUCUGGGCAAAGGAGGCGCGAAGCGCCACCGCAAAGUUCUCCGAGACAACAUCCAAGGCAUUACGAAGCCGGCGAUCCGACGGCUGGCGAGGCGUGGCGGCGUAAAGCGUAUCAGCGGUCUGAUCUACGAGGAGACGCGCGGGGUUCUGAAGAUCUUUCUCGAGAAUGUCAUACGCGAUGCGGUCACAUAUACGGAGCACGCUCGCCGGAAGACUGUUACGGCCAUGGAUGUUGUGUACGCGCUCAAGCGCCAGGGACGCACCCUUUAUGGAUUUGGGGGGUAGAAAGCUAGCGUUUUUGGCUGGGGGGAGCUUUUGGAUGUGUGUGUUUUUACUGCUUUAGCUUAAUCGUAUUGUAAUUUUUUACUUUUGUUUCAAGCUUAAAUGAUAACGAAAGGAGUUUUAUGAUCUA